Emiliania huxleyi CCMP1516 is the source of this 1039-nucleotide messenger RNA. RefSeq lists its product as hypothetical. The coding region runs from base 53 to 1039 and encodes 328 amino acids. The transcript has 6 exons. Gene Ontology annotation, molecular function: dioxygenase activity. NCBI's taxonomy places the organism in Eukaryota, Haptophyta, Isochrysidales, Noelaerhabdaceae. The record is from RefSeq and is a predicted model, not a curated record.
GCCAGCCCCAGACCCGAGUUAGGCGCUGGUCGGCGGCCCACAAGUCGCACGCAUGGUCGUCGCCACGAUCGACAUCUCGCCCUUCGCAAACCCGGCGGCGCACGACGACGCCGCUCGCGCGCGAGCUGCUGCGGAUUGGGACCGCGCGAUGAGUGACGUGGGCUUUGCUGUCGUCGCGGGCCACGGCGUCGCGCCAGAGGUCGUGGGGGCGCUGCGGUCCGCGGCGCACGAGUUUUUCGAGCGGAGCGCCGAGGCGAAGGCUGCCUACUGCCACGGUCCGUACGGCAACCCCCUCGGCGGCUACACCGGCAUCGGCACCGAGGCUGUCUCACGCACGCGGGACACGCACGGCGGCGACGGCGGCCGCAGCGCCGGGGCGAGCGCGGCGGCGCCGCCCGACUUGGUGGAGUCCUUCAUCUUCAAGCCGGCCUCCCCCGCGGCGGCGCCGACUUGCCUCGAUAAGCCUGCCUCGGCCUACCACAGCGAGCUGCUCCGAGUCCUCGGCUGCCUGCACCAGCUCACCGCCGCCGCGCUCAGCCUGCCGGCAGACUACUUUGAGCGCUUCUACUCGCCGCACGCCGAGGUGUCGCUGCGGCUCGCCUACUACCCCGCCCUCUCCGCCUCGGAGCAGGCCUCCUCCGCCGUCCGAUACGGCGAGCACACCGACUACACCGGCUUCACGCUCCUCUCGCAGGACGAGAGCGACCUGGGCGAGGAAGGCGCGGGCGGGCUGCAGGUCAAGCUCCGCUCCGGGCACUGGCACGCCCUCCAACCCGUGCGCGGCUGCUUCGUCGUCAACAUCGGAGACUUGUACGAGGUGUGGACCAACGGCCGGUGGCGCUCCACCGUCCACCGCGUGAUGAAGCCGCCCGCCGGCAGCGCCUCCGCCGCGGCGCCCCGCCUCUCCAUCCCCUUCUUCACGGGUCCGCAUAACGAGGCGGCGCUGCCCACUUGCGUCGACGAGGAGCACCCGCCGCUGUACGAGCCCGUCCUGGCCAGAGAGCACUUGCGGAGGAAGCUCAGCGCGUCCAACGUGUAG